Molecule: messenger RNA, 441 nt
Organism: Trichoderma reesei QM6a
Lineage: Eukaryota; Fungi; Ascomycota; Sordariomycetes; Hypocreales; Hypocreaceae
Exons: 5
Biological process (GO): translation
Cellular component (GO): ribosome; cytosolic large ribosomal subunit
Molecular function (GO): structural constituent of ribosome
Source: RefSeq, a predicted model, not a curated record
CUGCCCAACAUUUCCUCGGACCUGAUCUGGGAGGUCGUUCGCACCAACAACAGCUACCUCCACAAGACCGGUGCUGCCCGAAAUGGCGGCGUCCAGUUCUCUCGCGACCCUCUUAACCUGAAGAACGUCCACAGCCGAAAGUACGCUGGCUUCGUCAACGACAAGGCCGUCGGUGUUCUCCCCAACGAGAAGGGCGGCGUUGUUCUCGUCACCAAGAAGCCCGCUGCUGUCACCCAGCCCAGCAAGUCUGUCGCCAAGACCACCAUUGGCGGCGGCAAGUCCACCCGCAAGACCUACAAGGCCGUUGCCAGCCAGGUCGCCAAGACCGGCUACCGCCCUGACCUCCGCGCCGCCGCCGUCGAGCGCGCCUCUGCCAUCCGCCACUCCCAGCUGCCCGUCAAGGCCGACCCCGAGCCUAAGCUGAGGGGCAAGAAGGCCAAG